GCUGGCAAACCUCUUGCUACAUUUCAAAGGAGGAGGUGCCCUUAUUGACUAAUCAAAUAGUCGAUGCAAACUGCGUCAAUUAUUCUAUUAGGUGAUUGUAAGGCAGAAAUGCUGAAUGGAGGAAUGAUCUGAGUAAAUUUUAAGGCCUGCCACCUGUAAUGGAUAUAAGUGAUGUAAUUUAUCACUAUGUACUCUUGUAAAUGUUGUGCAGAAUUGUAAAUUGCAAGAAAAUGUUUGUAAGACCAUUAAUAAGGGAAAAGCUGUUUAAAAUGUAGUUUUCCAAAAUGGAGUCCAAAACUCCAUUUUGUACCUGGAACUUUCCAGAUUUGUCUUUUACAAUUGGGUAUGGCAUAGAAUGUGCAGGUAGAAUAUUUGAGUUCAAAACCUGAGCUACCUGUCAGUUAAAUUUGCAUAAACAUGAAUAUGCAUGAGCAUUCCUAUUAGCCAACCAAUUCAAACCACGCUGGAAAAGCAUCCUUGCCAUGUCCAAUCAGUUUAAAACAUCUAGAUAAUGAAUAUGCAUGAAACCACCCUAUAUAAGUUUGGACCGAACGUCAGUUCGUGCUGGUUCCCGGACGUAGCUGGGACCUGCAGCAUCAUGUGUUUCGUCGGGUUAGUAGAACAUCCUAGCCUGGGCUCUUUUCAGAAAGAAUACCUUAAUGGUAUUUUCCAUAUAUAGAAUCUUUAGUAUCUUAAUGGUACUAGGUAUCCUUGUGGUACCGAACAUCUUUAUGGUGUUCUAGUCUUCUUCCUUGGGUUACAUGACGGAAGGUCAUUUUCCUACUUUUAGUUUAGUGUAGUUUAGUUCUUAGAAUAGGAUAGAUCUCCCAUGUGUCAGCGACAGGUGCGUCGGUCAACGUAAGGUCGGCCGUCAUCGUGUUUGUUCGACGGGUGCGUCGGAGAGUGUAGGGUUUUAUUUUAGGAUUAGGAUAAGUUAGGUACAGGGUCCACCAUCGCCGGUUCGAGACGCUACCGAAGAGCGUGAAAAGGGCUGACGAGAGAACGAUCCGUGGAAGACGAAUCGCCGGUCGUCGUUCCCAAUUCCUGCCUUCGUGAAACUAUCUUGCCUCAAAUCGCCCGACGAGGGAUCGCCUGGUUGUUCCUCGCCCGAGGCUCCAAAACAGCCAAAGGCUUGAGGUCACCAGCUUCUGCGGCUCCACUAUCGUCGAAGACUCUGGUAAUAUUCAAGGAUUUGAGGGGACUUCCCCUUCUUAUCCUUUAGGUUAUUGUGGAACGGGGACUGCCCCCGGGUUAAUGUUAAAUCAAGAUAUUGUGUUUUAAAAUUUUACUUUGUCAAACAAUAUAGUCCUAUUGUUAUAAAAUUUAUACCUGGACUUAUGUUUUUUUUAUUCAUUGCGGUUUUGCACUUUAAACGGUAAAUAGAUACGGAUAGAGGUCCAACCUGUUUUACCAUCCCUAGAGGAUUGGGAAGUGCCGAGCAUUUCUUUGAGCAUUGCCCUCUUACACCUUUGGUAUCCUUAAUCUGUUGGUACUUAUUAAAAGUAUUCACGUAACAGAGUUUGGCGACCGCGGCAGGACCUCUCUAAAGUGCAAUUAAUUGGAUUUUUACACAAUAUCUCGAGUUAACAAAGGGUUUCCCUGGGUGAAUACUGUUAACGUUGUGGGUUUAGAUAGAUAAAGGCAGCUAGGAGGGGAUAGGUAUCCCUGGGCCGUGGAUUGGCCACCCAUAGUUUGGGGUCCCCAGGAGCCUCCAAACUGCCCAAUGUCUUUCUCUUAAUCCUGACCGAAGACGGUUCACCCUUAUUUCGGUCCCUGCGCCUUUAAGAGGCCUAGCAUAGUAAGUUAAAGCCUAGAAUUAAGUAGGUUGUCUCAGUUCGAGCUGCUAAGUUCGAACAGAGAUAGGUUUAGGUUAGGUUAAAUAAGGUCAGUGUCUCGAGAUAAGUCUCAGUUCGGACUAGGAGUAGUCCGAGGCAAGCAAUUCGAGGCUGACAGUGAGACUCUGUCUAAGGCUUAGUCCUUCUGGGUGGUUCGACUCUGAGGAGUUCGAGCCAGGGAUCCGGAACUCUCUGCGCAUUUUCAGAGAGCCCCUCUUGGUUACCUGGUCCAAGAGCCCGUUGGUCCUUAAGCCGUAACAGAAGUAGUUCGAAUUUGAGAGGUAUCAAACCAAGAGGUCUGGACUAGCAAGCCAGAAACCUCAUUUUAAACCCCUCAUAAAGUUUUCCUUUGAGGGUUCCGAACAUUCGCAGUUCCGCCAUUUUGGGUUGGCGUAGAACGUUCGGGGUAAUUUAAAUAGGUUAACGUUUGCAUAAGGUGAUUUGCAUAUUGGAACGCUGCCUAGCACGGAACGUUCAUUGGCGUUGCUUGGCAACCGCCGCUUCCUGCGUGCAGCACCUUAAAGGAGCAGCGCAGUUUACUGUACAGGGUUCCAAAGAGUACCAAACCCAAACUGCACAGCUAUUCUGAUAGUUUGAAGGUAAAUUCUGUGGGACAGUGAGGCUUGAUCAACCUACUGUACCCAAUAACCCCAGAAUUUAUCAGGUUUCAUUCAGCUUUGUGAGUUGGUAAGUAGCUCACAGAGUCUAGCCCGACGUGAUGGCAACCAAAGUAUUCGGACUUGAAGGCUGUCGAUUCCCGGAGCAGUCUAAUAAAUGUUGUCUUGAGUCGGAUAUUAAUGAAUAUGUAAAGAAUGUAAAUGUUUGGGAUGUUACUGAAUUAACUGGUGUUAAAAGCCUAGAUAAUUUUAAGGUUAUGUGGGAAAAUUACAUAACUAGUAAACCAAAACCCAACAAGAAGACAAAGAAAAGAGCUCUCAUUCACAGUCUGGCUGUGAUAACCAGAUCCCUGAAUGAGGAGGUACAAAGCUUAGGAAAACAAUUUAAGGAUGCUCAAGAAGUAAGGUUGUUACAGGAUGCAACCAUUGAAAAUUUAAAAUCUGAAUUGGCUAAAAGAGAAAAGAAAUAUGAAUUGAUUUGUACGCAAAAGGAUGCUUUAACUCGGCAAAUGGAAGAAGUCAUGGGUAGAUGUCAGUAUCUAGAGAAUGAAUUAUCCAAUAAUGCAGUCAAGUUUAAUGACUCGAAGGCAACUAUCAGACACCUCUUAGAUGAUAAGAGGCAACAGGUUUCUGUAUCGGCGGACCACACCAAAUGUCAGGAAAAGAUUGUGGAACUGGAACAAAAAUUGGGUCUGGCAAGAGGAUUUGUCUCUGCCAUAAACGAAGGAAUAGAGAAGGACAUUUAUGAAAACACCCUUCUAACCAAACAGUUAGUAGAAGGUAUGAUGGAACCUAUAAUUACCACCGAAGUGUUCCACCCUGGAGAUCCAACUCCAGUGGUGAAAUAUGAGAGGAGGAUCUUAUCACCGGAACAAGCGAGAGCCGUAGGGCAAAAUUUGGGACCUUGUAGAAGAUCCAAUGCGCUUAAUUGGAUGGCAAAGCUGGCCAGAACCAAUUUGACUAGUGAUGAUAUUCUGGUGGUCUUAAGAGAAUGCUUACUACCUAAAGAUUUCAUUGCAUUCCCUGCAGACCUUGCCACUACCAUCAAUCCCUACUUCAACCUGAUGUUUAAAGCUAUUUAUAAUGUAUUUUACCCGAAUGAUGAUAUUCGAGGUACAUAUUACACAGAUAAACAGCUUGAAGAACUAUACUUUAUCUGA
Messenger RNA from Pelodiscus sinensis (Chinese soft-shelled turtle), 3612 nucleotides. NCBI's taxonomy places the organism in Eukaryota, Metazoa, Chordata, Testudines, Trionychidae. The record is from RefSeq and is a predicted model, not a curated record.